Molecule: messenger RNA, 22290 nt
Organism: Podarcis lilfordi (Lilford's wall lizard)
Lineage: Eukaryota; Metazoa; Chordata; Lepidosauria; Squamata; Lacertidae
Source: the annotation of a GenBank genome assembly
AUGUGGCUGUUUUGGGUAGUGGUGUGCUUAAACCAACAGACAACAGAGUCAGAAGAAUUCCUAAGGAAACGGCACUUGAAUCCCCAAGAAUUCAUGACUAUUGUGAGUUGCUUGUUCAAAUGCAUUUGAAAACAACAGGCUAUUGAUAGAAAAAAAUAAUUUGUACAAAUUUCUUUUAAGUGAUAUUCCAAAGCAUUUGCUUUUCACAGAAGGAUUUCCGAGCCUGCCUGAGUUACCCCAAAGAGGCUUGAUGGAUUAUAAUGGAUGAAUUUAGCUGACCCCAAGGCCAAAUGACAUGUUCUGUUUAAUGCUUAAAACAUUGUUUGCCGAUAGCUCCUCCUGGUUGCUUCUGUUCAUUACAGCCAGCAGGGGGGAGGAAGGCAGGAUCCAGAACUUUUUUCUCUUCUCCUCAUCACCAUUGUAACUAAAAUCCGAUGUAGCACAUCUAGAUUUAGAAUAAAGGUCUCAAUUUGCUGAGAAUUUCUUUGUUCUUGCAGAAUGAAAUAAUCCAAUAUUGGGGAUACCCCAGUGAAGAGCAUGAAAUCCUGACAGAGGAUGGCUACUACUUGCAAGCAAACAGAAUUCCUUAUGGAAUGCACAGUUCUGGGAAGACAGGUAAUUUUUAUAGGAAUGCACAUAGCCCGGAGAAAACAAAUAUUUGCUUAAAAUGCUCAGAAUUAACUAGCUCAGUUAAGUGAAGUUCACUAAAUUAGUUCAAAAUCUUUUAACUACACCUGACAGUAGUUGCCAUAAUUGCUGGAUGAACUGAAUGUGAAUUAACUUCAUUUGGGGGUAAUAUUUUUCAAAAAUUCUAAUUCAUAUUCAAGUCCAUUCUCUUUUAUGCUUUAGACUCUUUGGACUUUAAGGUUCGGAAUGAUUGAAGACAAUAAGACAUAUCCUACUGUGUGUGUUUUGAUGUGAUCUUAAGUCUUCUUACCUAUAUUUUAUAUGGCAGCACAGCAGCUUAUAACAUCUGAAAGCUAAGUGAAAUUGCCAAGGAUAAUAUGAAUUGAACUCUGAACCAAAUAUUAACUAACUACUUCAUUUUGCAAUUGGACAAACGUUUCUUUCUGGUAAUGUUGAACUUUAACUAGAAUUAGUUCAUUUUCCAGAAAGACAUUUGAAGCUCUUUUGUCUAUGUCUCUGUGUGAUGUUGAGUAAGAAUGAAGUGCUUGGAUUAAGCUUUUGUGGGUGCAUAAAUGGUGAUUUAAUUCAGAAAAGGGGUACCAUCUUCUGCUCAAUUUCUCCUAUCUGAGCUCAGCUAAACACCUUUGUCUUUCCUUACCUUAUUUCUGAGCCAUUCACAAUGAGGUGGCAUGGACUAAAUGAUUUAUUUACGCCAUUGAGUCAGGCCCUGCUCAAGACAUUUCACUGCUUGAUGAGAAGGCCAACAGCCCUCUCCAAUCCAUUCCAUGUACAGAAGCCAUUCAGAUGAGCCAAGGGACAACAUCAUUCAUUUAUCUUAGGAUAUAAGGGUUGGAAACAGCAGGGCAUGUAACAUGGUAAUUACGAAGCUCUGUCUAAAAGGUAGAUUGUCUACAAUAUUAUCUAAUGCCCUUUUUCUUGUUUCCCCCCAGGUCCUAGGCCAGUUGUUUUACUGGUACAUGGUGUUUUGAGUGAAGGUAGGAUCUGGAUUGCAAAUCUUCCCAACAAUAGCCUAGGAUUUGCUCUAGCAGAUGCUGGCUAUGAUGUUUGGAUAAUAAAUACUAGAGGGACCAGCUGGUCUAGAAGACACAAGACUCUGUCAAUUGACCAAGAAGAAUUUUGGAAUUUCAGGUAUAAAGCACAACUUGUAGCUUGGAUAGUUGAGACAAUUGUAAUAAUUACUGUCUCUGAAUUAUAACUGAUACCAACAUAUCUUUUUUCCUUCUGUUGAGUCAGAAGUGCUUCAGUCCUGGAAAGACUUCCAAAAGAUGGGACAUGGUGGAUUAUGGUUCCUUUUCUUAUUAUUUUUAGAGCCUACAUCAACAUGACAAAAUGCAUGACUUUAUAUUCAUGCAGGCUGAAUUUGUGGAGCUCUGAGAUGUAGCUAAGGAUAAUAGCUAGGACUGUGCAUUCACUCUGGAUGAAUCCUAGAUCCUGAACUGAAUCGGGCCAAUCUGGGAUUUGCUGGGAAUGUGUAGAUGAAGGUCUAGAUUGCCUGGGUCUGGGUUCACCUGGAGCAAUACAAAGAUGUCAAUUGGGCAGCGGUGGGUGGACAACCACACGUUUAAAUAACUUAACAUUCUCUUUAAAGGCACAAACCCUUUUAGGAAUGGGAGAUCACAGCCCAAAUCACCCCAAUUCACCUCAUUAUUUGGGGCAGAGUCCAUACACACCUCUAAUAGUGUGCGCUACUAAUGCAACAUGAGGCUAAGGGGAGAAAACCUCAAUUGCAUUUUGUUCGUGUAAUGUCUUACAGCUUCCAUGAAAUUGUGAUAUAUGAUAUUCCAGCAACAAUAAAUUUCAUCCUGCAGAAAACCAAGCAAGAAGGGUUGUAUUUUCUCAGCGUGUCUCAGGGUGGGACACUUGGUAAGUAAUAUGACACAAAUGGAAUCCAUUUACUGCCUGAGCCCUUAAUUAUAAAACCUUCUUACAAUCCAAAAUUCACAUCACAGGUAUAGUUCCGAUCUAAUAAUUCAGACUGAAAGAACAAGCAGCGACUGAAAUGCUGUUUUUUGGUGUUGGUUUUGAGGUCUCUGGUUUUGAGGCCUCUCCAAACUAGUGGCAGACAAGUAUAUAGGAAGCUAGAGAGCUGUAGUACCAAGUCAGACGGUUGGUCCCUCCAGCUCAGCAUUGUCAACACUUACUGGCAACAGCUUUCCUGGGUAUCCGAUGGGAGUCUUUCUCAGCCCUACCUUGAGACACCUGGAUUGAGCACACAUGAAUGUGCUCUUCCACUAGGAUAAGACCAUUCCGCAGUAUGAGAGACCCAAAGAUUCAGUGUGCAUAUUGGCUCUGGUAUAUCUGGAAAAGCUGCUGAAUUCUGGAAUUCUUUCUCUUUGGCAGGUUUAAUUGCCUUUUCACUCAGGCCACAGGUUGCUCAGAAAGUCAAGCUCUUCAUGGCUUUGGCUCCUUCCUACACAUUUGUGGACACCAGUGGACCUGUAGUGCUAUUUUUCAUUCUUCCUGAUGGAUUUAUCAGAGUAGGUAUUUCUCAUAGGUUUUUCUUGUGUGUAUAAUCAGCUCAGUGAUAUGGGCACUUCAUUCCUCAAGCUUGGGGGGGGUGGGUCAUGCAAGAUGUUAUGUAUGUUCCUUGGUGUCUCCUGCUCUGAGCUUGAGUCUGCAUCACCAUGCAGGCCAGACUUUUGAGGUCUGCAUUGUGAUUCACUGCCUGGCACAAAACAGCCAAUCAUGCACUAGGGGGCGGGGGGAGCAGAAGUGUAUAUAAAUCAGACCCAUUUCCAUGUUUUCCCCAUUCUCAAUAAUAAAGCCUCAAUAAAAUCUUUAAGUUGAAUCACUGCCUUGGGUCUUGCAUGAAUAACUGGUACUUCCUUAGGAAAUUAAUCCUAAAGAGACUCACCAAGAUCUCUCUGUGUGUUUAUUUUACAGCUCAUAUGGGGGAAGAAAGAAUUUGUCGUUCUUAAUAAUAAACUGAAAAAACUGAAUGCCAAGCUGUGCAGUUAUCCUGUAAUAGAUCAAUUUUGUAUCCAAGGUAUUUUCCUAAUCUCUGGAUGCAAUCUAAAUAACUUAAACGUGGUAUGUUGCUAAAUAUAUUGACAAAACAGCAAUAUAUUUUAUUCUAAUAGAUAAAGAUAAAUUAACCAUGCAAUCCAAAGCAUUACUAUUGAGUAACUAAUAUGAUGGAGUUCAAUAGUACAUGCUUCAAGGUAAUGCAUGUAUAGGAUUGGAGCCUUAAAUGUGCAAUUGAGUGACCAGGUCUCUACAUGUUGCAGCUAGAAUUGAGAGGAAUUGAGAAGAAUCUUUGUGAAAGAGACACUAGUACAUUACCUAAUGGAUAAACUAUAUGGUUUUUGUUGUUCUCUCUGGUUUUUCUUGUUUUAAGUGCAGUAAAAUAACAAGACUAUACAAUGGUGAUGGUAUAAAAUCAAGCCAAAUUUUUAUUGACAGCAGCAGACAGGGUAAGAGUUGGAAUGGCCUUGGGUCCCAGUAUCAGUUCAUCAUUGCACAAGCCCCAUAUUGAUGGAAUGGGUCUGCUGGGUUUGGACCACCCCAAACCUGUUUGGUUGGAGUCAGCCCAUGUUUAACUUUGCUGGGGUGAAAGCCCAACAAACAAGGCCUCACUGGGCAACCAUGGUGCAGAUUCCUACCAGGCUGAUACCUAACACUGAGCUUGCAGGUGGCUGUGGAUAAUUAUUUCCUCAGGACACCCCCUAUAUUGUGCUGACCCUGCCUAAUUCCAUUUCUACCCUCAUACAAACAGAAGUAGAACAGAACAGUGAAGAGUAGGAGGAUUAGGACGAGGAAACUCACAAUCACAUUUUUCCUGAGAUGGAUGUUUUCCUAUGUAAUAUCCCUUUCCCUUUCUCAAGGUAUAUGUAUGUUGUAUUGCUCUGAUGCUGGUGAUGUUUUUAUAGUGCAAUUCAUCUCUCUCCUUCCUCAGUAUAAUCAGAGAUGAUUCUAAAAGAUAUUUACAUUCUUAUUAUUUUCCUCUAAUCCAGAGUCGAGCAGAUGUGUAUACUGGAAUUCUUCCAGAUUUUACUUCUGUAAAAAACAUGAUCCACUUGGUCCAGGUGGGGUUUAAUGCAUAUUUUUCCUUAUUUCAAAAUUCAGAGCUCAUUUGAUGUACAAAUGAAUGCUUGUUGUGUGUGAAUAUAUAAGGGUUUUCUUUUUUUAAUUUACAGAAGGUGACAGGAAAGUUACAGUAAAUGAAAAACAAUAUAGCAAUAAAUGGUAUAUGACAAGCUACCACUCACAGGAGCUUUUUUGCCCUGAGUUAUUGCUGGUGUAGUUGCCCGGUUACAUGUGAUAUAUGAUAUAUAAGUGUCUACAGAUGUAGAAAUUGGCAAUAAUAACAUGCAAAUGAAAGCAAAAAUAAAUAUCCUUAAAUAGGGUCAUGCAAAAGAAAAAAAAGAGAGAAACUUUUCUAUUUCGUUGUCUAAAGAGUAGUUCUUAAACUUCAAACCUAAAGUGAUUUUUUAUUCAUUAGAUUUGAAGUGAAGUGAUCAUUAAUUUGAAUUUGCACACUGCAAUUUCUCAUUACCUUACACAGUUUGGCUAUUACUAGGAUAGUGAACAUUAAGGAUUGAUUUUUGAAAUGAUUUUAUACAAGUUCCAAUAUCAUUUUCUUAUUCAUUUGUGAUGUAUGCAAAAUAUUGGUAAUAACAGAUUGUAUUUUUUAAAAAACCAGAUAAAUAUGAGCAUGUUUCCAGAUAAAACAAUAAUGUAUUCUUACGAAACCACACACAAAUUUGUGAAAACAAUCUAGUAAUCCAUCAUAGACUGCCUUGAUUGGUUGUGCUCUUUAUGUGUAUAAAGAAAUUCAUGACAAAAUAGUUAACUUAUAUUUUGAUUGCUUGAAAUUUAUAGCAGGAUCUUUGUUGACUAUAUAAACAUAUUGUACCAUAUUUGCCAAUGCAAGUAGAUAAAUAGGUACCUCAGUGGCAGGAAGGUAAACGGCGUUUUUGUGCGCUCUGGCACUCGUCACGGUCCUCAGUGCAUCAGUAGCAGUUUAGUCAUCCUGGCCACAUGACCCGGAAAACUGUCUGUGGACAAACGCCGGCUCCCUCGGCCUGAAAGCGAGAUGAGUGCCGCACCCCAUAGUCACCUUUGACUGGACUUAACCAUCCAGGGGUCCUUUACCUUUUCUACCUUUACCAUACCACAUUAUUAUUAUUACUAUUAUUAUUAUUAUUAUUAUUAUUACUAUUAUUAUUAUUAUGUAGGCAUUGGGGACAGGGUUCUGACAAUUCAUAUUGCCAAUUUUUAAUCUAUGUGUACUUUAUAAAUAUAUCAGCAUUAAAAAUUUGAAAAUUCAGUACUUUCUCCCUUCUUUUAUAGGUUUUUAAAUCAAAAGAACUGAAAUAUUUUGACUAUGGCAGUAAGAACAAAGCUAUAUACAACACGGUAAUUAUAAGGGUUGUGAUUGGGAUUUGUCAUAGAUUUCAAUGUGUUAAAGCUGCAUAUUUAUUUAGGAUUAACUCUCAUUGAACUUAAUGGGUCACAAAAAAAGAUGAAGAAAAGGUUUAGGAAUAAACCCUGCACAAAUUUAUGACAGACUCGUUAAGACGUUAGGAAAGAAAAGUUGAAACGAAUGCUCAAGGAACCUUUCCCCAUAAUUCUGAUGACACUGCAUAUGAACCAUCAGAUUGGUUGAUGAAACCCAUUUUAAUCAUUCUGAUAUUUUCAUCCACAGACCACUCCUCCAAUCUAUCAAAUCGAAGACAUGGUUGUGCCAACUGCUGUGUGGUAUGGUGGACAUGAUAUUGUAAUAAACAGAAAGGACAUCCAGCUGUUGCUUCCUCGAAUCUCUAAUUUGGUUUUCCAUAAGUAUAUUCCUGAAUGGCAGCAUAGCGAUUUUUCAUGGGGUUUGGAUGCUCCAAAGAAACUAUUCCCUGAUAUAUUUAAGCUGAUGCUGAAGUACAAAUAAAAUGUUACAAAAGUCAUAUAUACUGCAUAUAUUCCAUUAGGACUUAUGACCACCCAUGUUGGAGGUGUCAUUUUUGGCGAUUUUCCUUAAAAAUACCUUAGCUAUCUAUGUAAAUUUGCGAAAAAAAGCUCAACAACUUUUCUGUCUGGAUUUUCACUGUUGGAAAUAUGCCAGCCCUAAUUCCAUGUGACUGUAGAUGCUGCAAUACGUCUGUAUAACAUGUAUAUAUGAUCAAUUUGUUAACUGAGUUUUGUUUCUAUUACUUAUUGCUUGCCAUUAAAUUAAAUCUACCUGUUUGGACUGACACAAUUGAUGGUAGAAUUGCUUGAUCAUGCAUUGCAAAAGCACAUUUCUCUCUGCAAAGGCCUCAUCUUUUAGGCACAAAAUAGAUAUUACCUGUUCUCAUUUGACGGAGAUCCUUGUAGAUUAGAGGUCUUAACCUUUGAGCGGAGGGGAUCAUAGGCCCUUUUGAGAAUCUGAUGGAAGAAAUGACUCCCCCUUGCAGAAUUCUUCUCACAAAGACAAUUUUCUAUGGCACAAGAAGGAAAUAAGAUAAGAUUUUUACAUGCAUCCCACAGGUAUCUGUUUGGCCACUGUUAGACCAGGAUGAUGAACUAGAUGGGCCACUGUCAGGGACUUGGCAGAUGAGGAGGAGUGGUGGGAACUGCCAGUGUAAGUGGCUUACAGAGAGGGAGAAGAGGAAAGGAGUAUGAAACCAAGACCAUGGUUAUCUGAAACUGAACACACCCCAGAAGAAGAAAGGAGCUUGGAAAUAAUGGGUGAUGAAGAACGGGAGUGAGAUAGCAGGUGCUCCAGCCCUGAACAGAGACAGGGGUCAGAUGUAUUAGAAACCGUACAGCAGGCCAGUGGCAUGGUGUCUCUGGAGAGUAUACUAGAGCCCCCUCCUUCCCCCAGGCGUGGCCUUUGGGUCUCAAAGCAGAAAGCUAAACAGACACAAAGGGAUUUCCUCAGAAGCCACCGUAGACGGCAGGAGGAGUCUGAGGACUAUGAGGUAGAAGGAAGGAGCAUCAUUCUGAGCAACGCUGGUUUCAUUGGUUGAAAUAAUUUUUGGUGCCUGGUUUAUGGGCCCCCUGAAGUUCACACAUGGAAGCCUAGGGGUCAAUGGACCCCAGAUCAAGAACCCUGCUGUGGAUCAUUGUCCUGACAAAGAGAUCAUGAUGUGAGAGGUAAUAGAAUGUAUACCAUUUCUUCCAGCAACUCCUGAGCUUUGCACCCAUGGAAGUGCCAGAAGUAGGGUGCUUUUUUCCAACUUUGUGCUCAUACUAAUCUCACCAAUCCACCAGGCCAUUGUUGGGCAGCUCAAAGGUAGCCAGGGAAGUGUUCUCUUCCAAGUCACAGUCACAGCUGGAAAGUGGUUCACGUUUGGGUUCUGGUUUCAGGCACAGCCCAGGACACGUCCAGGGAUGAGCAACCUGGUUCCCACCACUUGUUGGACAUCAGCCCCAGCCAGCAGAGCCAACUGUCAGGGAUCACAGGAAAUGUAGUCUAGCAACAAUUAGCACAGGUUGCAGACCUUCUCUGAUUAAGAUUCAGAAACCAAGGCAUAGGACUGUCUAUGUUAUAACAUAGAAAGUAUUAAGUAUCUGUUCCUUAGGAUGUUUCAGAAGAAGAAUCAGCUGCAGCACUCUUAUUACCUGUAUACGGCAUUUACCUUAAAAACCCCCAAAAGCUCUUGAACAAUUGGAACAAUUGGAAAUAAUUGUUAUCACCAACAGCAAGCUCAACAGAUCCAGCAGGAACCCAGUUUAUUAAAGCUAAUGCAACAGGACAACCUCACUAACCAGCAGAAGUGCUGGUUAGAAAAGACUGCCACAAGUCACAUUAGAACAAAGCUUAUAUAGCAAACACUGCACACAAAGAGACAUAAAACUUAAAAACAUCCUUCUACAUACAGCAAGAAAGGUUAUAGGUCAUAGUAUGUAAAGAUGCAUGACUCCCCACUGGUAACUAUUUCCUUGGGGUGCCCCAAGACAUUUGGUCUCAACUAUCCCACUUUAACACCAGCUACCUUGGCAACCAAGCCUUCAGUAGGGGCGAUCUUACUUCCCUGUUCCCAAAACAUGUCAAGAAGCUUCAUAGCUCAAAACACCAUAUAAACUUCUCCUUACGCUAUGAUUCAGAAAAUCCCUUGUCAUACCAUAGGUAAGCAUGCCACCCAAAACUAUUCCCUUAUCCUUCUAAAUCAAACACUCUUGUAUUCUUUAGUAAUAGCCAUUUCUUUAAUCAACUAAUAUACACUGUUUCAUAGUAUAUUUUAGAUCUGGCAGUGAGAAUCCGCCUCUUUCUUUUACAUCUAUUAAAAUUUUACAUUUAAUCCUUGGCUUUUCCCUUGUGGGAUAAAUGUAACUAUCUCUCUUUGCCAUUCUUUAAAGCAGCUCACUGGAAUUGUCUGAAAUAUUCAUCUAUACCACUGCCCAGAAAGGAGAGUCUCAUCCUAUUCCAUCUUUCUUUGUCUUGCUUAAUCUUACUCCACACAACCCCAUAAUUGUUCUGGAUCAGAUUCAUUUAUAAUCCUUAUAAAGUCCGUUUCUCAUAUAACUGUGUGAUUCCUUUGUGUCCCACUGUUAUUCCUCCAACUCGUCUUGUUGUUAUACUUCUGUUACCUCCACUUUUUUCCCCUCCCAGAAAUCUUGUGCUCUUUGCAGAUCUGUACAUCUAUGACUUUCAACUUUGUAAGUGGAACUCAGUCCCUCUGGGUAUUCCCAUCUAAUUGGCAUCUUCUGUUUCUUUAAUGCCUCAACCAAAAAUCUGUAUUCUUUUAUUUUAUUUGGGAUUUCCUUAAGAAUUAUAAUCCUUUGAUCUUCUAUGCUUAGAUUGUUUUGAAAAUGAGUUUGCAAUUUUUUAUCUCUCAUUGCCCUUGAAGAAAAUUGCACCAAAAAGUCCCCUGGGAGUUUCUUAGCUUUCACAUAUGAUGAUUUAAUUAUAUAAUCUCUGUCUAUUGAAUUCUCCAUUAUCUCUGGUUGUAGUUGUGAAAAAGAUGCCAAUUCCUUUUUUAAAAAUCUUCCUCCCAAAGCUCCAGUAUACCUCUAAAUCUCAUUCAUAUAUAUAUAUAUAUAUAUAUAUAUACACACACACACACACACACACACACACACACACAUUAUAUAUCUAUAUCUAUAUCUAUAUCUAUAUCUAUAUCUAUAUCUAUAUCUAUAUCUAUAUCUAUAUCUAUAUAUCUAUAUAUAUAUAUCUAUAUAUCUCCGAGACUGCAAUCUUGUCCUCUAAGGUUUCUCAGCUUGCAGAGCUGACACCUGACCUUGAACUUCUACUAUACACUUCUUCUUCUUUUUGCUAUCUUGGCUCCCUUCAGAAAGUUUUUAAACUGACCCUUCCAAUGGUGUUGUCCUUUUAGCCAAAUCUUUAAUGUCACUGGUACAAUCCUUAAUGUUCUUCAAUAACUCAGCCAAUGCUAAAGAAUUUUGUUCUACAGAUAAAUGAAUUCACAUCAAAAUCUCACUGAAAUCACCUUCAGCUGGCAGUGAUGCUUUUCUGCCACGAGCCUUCACCAUCUGUCAUAUCCCUUUUCCUCCAACAGUUGGUAGUAUAUCUUCAAAAAUAUCUUUAUUGCUUUCCACACCUAUCUUCUCUUGUCAUGACCUUAUUUUGCCACAAGAUGGUAUUUUCUUAAAGUGUAUACCUGUUUACAUUCCAAGAUGCUCCUUUCCCAUAGUCCCAAUCCUCAAACCUUUGGAACUCAGCAAAGGAUCCCUGGGGGCUGGUUGCACCAAAUUCAAGUAUUUACCGUAUAUUGUAUCCAACAGAGUCCAUUGGCUACAACUAUAAAUGGAAAAUAAUUGUGGUAGAAACAGUCCUUUACUGAAGUAUUAAUUUAUGUACUUCUAUUUCACAUUUCUCUAUCUACUCCUUUCUUCAGCAAACCAAAGUCCCCCUCACAGAAAAAAAAUCUCUUAAAUCAGCGUACAAUCCAUUUUAAUAGUCAAGUACCUUUUGGUAUAAUUUUAAUCCACAAAGGAAAUUAAGGUUGAGAUUGUCUUACCAGUUAUUCUUGGAGUAAACCUUCCUGUGUCAUUCGCCAUCCCCUUUGUACUCAACGCGACAAGAUGUUACUUGGCAAAGUAAUUUAAAGCCAGUACACAGAUUUGUUUUGCUGCUUGUUGUUUACCAUUUUAAAUGGGUUGCCCUCCUCACGGUGUUUCUGUGGUUUUAUCAUCCAAAUUUAAUGGGAUAGAAGAGGAAAGACAGCCGCUUUUCAAGCAGCCUGGCACGCCUACUCCUGAGGAAUCAGAAAUGGAGUCCCUACAUGGCUCCUUCUACCCAUCUUGAAUGUCACUCCAUGCUGGUACCACUCACAAUAGGGAGAGGCUCUCUUUCUGGCUUGGGCUCUCUACACAGCCCUGGUACCCACUGGGGAGAUUGGGGACACAGUGCUGUCACAGCCCCCUUUAAAUUCCUCAUGGAGUUGCCCUUUAAAAAAUGUGCUUAAAAAAGGACAGCAAAUUCUAAAUCACAUAGUCUACAGCAGGCAUCCCCAAACUUGGCCGUCCAGAUGUUUGGGGACUACAACUCCCAUAAUCCCUAGCUAACAGGACCAGUGGUCAGGGAUGAUGGGAAUUGUAGUCCCAAAACCUCUGGAGGGCCGAGUUUGGGGAUGCCUGGUCUACAGGAAAACACAAACAGUAUCUAUAAACGCAUUUUGUAUUCCCUAAAUUUAAAUUUGAGUCAAGUAGGAUUAAAAGUGUGCUUCAUGGGGGCCAGGAGAUUGAGUCACUGGGGAAGAAUUCAUGAAAGCUGGAAGGGAGAAUUUCCUCUCACACUUUGAAUUAUUGGGGGAAAUGCUCUGCUUGGUCUAGCCAAGUGGAUACUCAUGUUGUGUAGAAUCUACAAUUCAUCAAAACUUUCUAAUUUACAAGGCCUUUGUACCUCUAGGUCUCAUUUAAUUUGAAUCUAGAAAGGAACAAGAGUGAAUUAAAGCACACACAGAGAGGGAAAUCAUAUGAAUGCCAACCCCAAAGUAAGAUCAAGUGGAUUAGGGGGGCUUAUUACCAGGUAAAUGUGUGUAGGAUUACACCCACAAUCAAUCGCUUACAGAAUCCACGUAGGCCUCAUAGUUCAGGUGCUUAACCUACAUAUUUCAGAGGUUGAAUGUGUAAUGGUGUCCAGGGUACUGCAUGCCACCAUAAUUAUUCACAAAACAUAUGCAGCUAAAUCCCCUUCAACACUUCUGCAGCAUCCAGCUGAAAUUCAGACUCUGUUGGAGAAGAGCAGGUAAGCCAAAACCUUCAGUCUGUUUUCGGUGGUGUAUGUUUUCCUGUUGCAGCAACUUUUAAAAAACUGUAUUUAAGCAUAGCUUGUAUUUUGAGCAGAGUUCUCUAUUAAUGCCCCAUACAAGUGAAUCAUAGUUAAACUUGCACUAUUACCUAAAUUGAACAAUAAGAAUAUGAGAUCAAGUUUAUAUCCUUCUAACCACUCCUUUCUUCGGCAACCCAAAUUUAUUGCAAUUCCUCUACAAUAGAAAUAUAAAUAUAAAUAUGACUUAAUCUAAAAAUAAGUAUCUAAGUGGGCUACAUUUAUUUUAAUAAAACAAGGAAUUGCAAUAUGCAUUUCAGUGCUUUGUACAGUCCUGCCUUAUCACUAGGCCAAUUCUCAGUGUGUGAUGAUAUUUUUUUGAAACCUUUUCUAUUGCUCUGGAUCUGCUCCAAUAGUGUAUGAUGAAACAGAUAUUGUUCUCUGUAGCUGAUUACAACCUAGGUCUUCUGCAGUGUCUGUUUGAGACCUGGUUGCUACUGAUGAACAGGAACAGGUAAGCAAAAAUACUUUCUUCCAUGUCUCUUUUAAAUUUAUAUUUUGCUGACAUAACUUUUGUCUUGCAUUUUAUUGGCUUGCAGUCUUAAGUUGUACAUUUAACAGUGUUCUGCAUUACUGUAUUGAAGUAAAAUCAAGUAAAAAAUGAACAGACUUGCAUCCCAUUGUAUAUAAUAGUAGGUUUUACACACUACCAAUGCAAGUUUAAAGUGUAUUGUACCAUUUUAAAAUAAAUUGCAAACAUGUUAGCCAGGCCCACACAGUUUAAUUGAUUGAGUCAUGGAGUGCUGCAGACCCCAUUUCCCAGUAUCCCAGCAGCAACAGACUCAUCUGUGACAAUGGUCCAGGGAACAGAAAUUCCCAGCAUCUUCAGACUCCAAUGAGAACUCUAUUUUUUGUUAAGUUGUGAGUGAACGUAUCAGACGACACAGCGAUUCUUCAAACAGCUCUUGUUUAUUCACAGGCCAGAACAGAACUGAACUGAAGGGUUCAGCCAGCCUGCUUAUAUAGAGCUCCACUACAACGCAACUGUAACACUUUCUGUAACUAUCCAAUCACUGAAUGUCACUUUCAAUCCCUUAUUUGCAUAUGUGGACCUGAGUGAAAACUAUCUACAGUAUCCCCCUGCUGGCCCAGGGUGAGAACUUCAGUACAUAACAAUUUCCCAGCAUGCUAUUUGGUGUCAUUAAUUCCUCAUCUGAUUGAUUGUCUGCUUCCAUGCCUGCUUAUUCAAAGAAAGUCCCAACAAGUUCUGUGGGGCAUAUUUCCAAUAAAUCCCCAUUAUCUUUGGUUCAGGUGUGCAGUUGAUACCAUACAACCCAAAUUUUCAUUUUCUUCAUAACCAUCUCAUUUUCCAUCUGAGCUGGUUUGCUGUGACAUUGCUUCAUUUGCACAAUUGCUGCUCUCCUUCAGUUUGGGACUCAGCCUUUCAGGUGAGGGGCUAGCCAUUUCACUUUAAUAGGUUUAAGUUCUGUGAGCCUUUGCCAUAGUGCUUCCUCCCCGCCCCCCCAAAAAGGUGUCAGAACUCACCAUGAAGUUGUGACAGUAAGUUCUUAUCUGAGACGUGCUAGAACCACAUUCCAGUGUGCUCCGACCAGAAAAGAGCACUGGUUGCAGUAAGCAUUUUGUUUGCAUUUCAUGGAGUCUUUCAGGAAGUGUUGUUCAGACUGUGUUGCUCCUUCAGCCUCCAGUAAGUUGGGCAACUUUGUUCAAGUAAUCCUUCCACCAAACAAAAGCUCAGCAAGAGAUUCUCCAUGUUCAGUGGGAGAUGCUCUAUAAUUUACAGCCAGGUAUGAGCCAGUACCUUAAUCAUGCUCUGAAGCAACUUGGAGCUUGAAGUGAUAUGAAGCAACUCACAUACGGUGGGAAAAUCCUGACUCAUGAGGUGCAAACUGGGGCCAUUACCUGUCCGAACCACCUCAAGAAUGUGGCUGUUUUUGGCAGUGGCGUGUUUAAUCCAACAGACAAUCGAGUCAGAAGAAUUCCUAAGGAAACGGCACUUGAAUCCCCAAGAAUUCAUGACUAUUGUGAGUUGCUUGUUCAGAUGCAUUUGAAAACAACAGGCUAUUGCUAGGACAAAAUAAUUUGCACAUAUUUCUUUUAAGUGAUAUUCCAAAGCAUUUGCUUUUCACAGAAGCAUUUCCGAGCCUGCCUGAGUUACUCCAAAGAGGGCAUGAUAGAUUGCAAUGGAUGGAUUUAGCUGACUCCAAGGCCAAAUGACAUAUUUUGUUUAAUGAUUAAUACAUAGUGUAUUGAUUGCGCCUCCUCUGCUUUUGUUCAUUACAGCCAGCAGGGGACAAAGGCAGAAUCUGGAACUUUUUUCUCUUCUCCUCAGCACCAUUGUAACUAAAAUCCCCUCUAGCACAUCUAGAUUUAGAAUAGAAGUCUCAGUCUGCCGAGCCUUUCUUUAUUCUUGCAGAAUGAAAUCAUUCAAUAUUGGGGAUACCCCAGUGAAGAGCAUGAGAUUUUGACAGAGGAUGGCUACUACUUGCAAGCAAACAGAAUUCCUUAUGGAAUGCACAGUUCUGGGAAGACAGGUAAUUCUGAAUGUAACUGGUUGGUGUUUUUUUAAGGAAGUGUACUGAAAGGAUUCAGCAUAGCCUAGAAGUUCUUAAGCUUAAAGUUCCUAAUUGUUGCAGAAAAUAAGUCACAUCCCACUGCGUGUGUUUUAAUGUUUAUUUGCCUAUAUUUUAUACAUCAGCACAGCAGCUUGUAACAUUCUGAAUGCUGAUAAAAAAUUGUCGGGGAUAAUUUGAACUAAAAUCUGAACUGAACAUGUAACAGUUCAUUUUGUAAGUGGACAAAUGUGAACUGGAAUUAGUUCCUUUUUGGUCAUGUUCAACUUGAUCUAGAAUUAGUUCCUUUUCUAACAGCCCUUUGCAAGCUAUGGAAUCUUUCUUGAAAAGCAAAGGAAUGACUUGUCUACACAGGCAUUACUGUGAGUUCUUGAUCUGAGUGUCCUAUUUUACUUGCUGCAUUAUUUUAAUGAAUUGUUUUGCUGGAUAUUUUAAUGAUGGAUGCUUAUAUGUGUAUUGGGUUUUUGUAUUUUGUAAACUUCUUAGAGACCUAUCUAGCAUUAAGCAGUAUAUGUAUUAUUAUAUUAAGUGGCUAACAACAACUCCUACUGAGAACAAUAUUAUCUAAUGCCCACUUUGUUUCUGUUCCCCUCCCACCAGGUCCUAGGCCAGUUGUUUUACUGGUACAUGGUGUUUUGGGUGAAGGUAGCAGCUGGAUUAUAAAUCCUCCCAAGAAUAGCCUGGGAUUUGCUCUAGCAGAUGCUGGUUAUGAUGUUUGGAUAAUAAAUACUAGAGGGAACAGCUGGUCUAGAAGACACAAGACUCUGUCAAUUGACCAAGAAGCAUUUUGGAAUUUCAGGUAUAAAGCACAACUUGUAGCUUGGAUAGUUGAGACAAUUGUAAUAAUUACUGUCUCUGAAUUAUAACUGAUACCAACAUAUCUUUUUUCCUUCUGUUGUGUCAGAAGUGCUUCAGUACUGGAAAGACUUCCAAAAAAUGGGAAAUGGUGGACUAUGGUUCCCUUUCUUGUUAUUUUUAGAGCCUACAUCAACAUGACAAAAUGCAUGACUUUCUCUAUAUUCAUGCAGGCUGAAUUUGUGGAGCUCUGAGAUAUAGAUAAGGAUCAUAACUAGGACUGUGCAUUCACUCUGGAUGAAUCCUAGAUCCUGAACUGAAUCAGGCCAAUCUGGGAUUUGCUGGGAAUGUGUAGAUGAAGCUCUAGCUUGCCUGGGUCUGGGUUCACCUAGAGCAAUACAAAGAUGUCAAUGGGGCAGCGGUGGGUGGACAGCCACACGCUUAACUCUCUUAACAUUCUUUUUAAAGGCACAAUCCCAUUUAGGAAUGGGAGAUCACAGCCCAAAUAAUCCCAAUUCACCUCAUUAUUUGGGGCAGAGUCCAUACACACCUCUAAUAGUGUGCGCUACUAAUGCAACAUGAGGCUAAGGGGAGAAAACUUCACCUGCAUUUUGUUUCUGUAAUGUUCUAUAGCUUCCAUGAAAUUGCGAUAUAUGAUAUUCCAGCAACAAUAAAUUUUAUCCUGCGGAAAACUAAGCAAGAAGGAUUGUAUUUUAUUGGCUACUCUCAGGGUGGGACACUUGGUAAGUAAUAUGAAAUGAAUGGAAUCCAUUUACUGCCUGAGCCCUUAAUUUUAAAACCUUCUUACAAUCCAAAAUUCGCAUCACAGGUAUAGUUCCAAUCUAAUAAUUCAGAUUGAAGGAACAACAAGCAGGGACAGAAAUGCUGUUUUUGGUAUUGGUUUUGAGGCCUCUGCAAACUGGUUGCAGAUAAGCAUAUAGGAACAUAGAGAGCUGUAGUAUCAAGUCAGACCGUUGGUUCCUGUAUCUCAACAUUGUCAACACUGACUGGCAUCAGCUUUCCUGGGUCUUUCCCAGCUCUACCUUGAGACACCUGGGUUGAACACAUAUGGAUGUGCUCUUCCACUAGGAUAAGACCAUUCCCCAGUAUGAGAGACCCAAAGACUGAGUGUGCAUAUUGACUCUGGUUUAUCUGGAAUAGCUGCUGAAUUCUGGAAUUCUUUCUCUUUGGCAGGUUUAAUUGCCUUUUCACUCAAGCCACAGCUUGCUCAGAAAGUCAAGCUCUUCAUGACUUUGGCUCCUAUCUACACAUUUGUGGGCACCAGUGGACCUGCAGUGCUAUUUUGCAAUCUUCCUGAUGGAUUAAUGAAAGUAGGUAUUUCUCAUAGGUUUUUGUAGUGUCUUCAUAGGCGCCAAACCCAUGGGACCCUGGGGUCCUCACUGCCACCCACUGCCUCUGAGACCACCUCUGCCCGCUGUGGUGGUUAGCCACCUCUGCGUGCUGCCUGCCUUGGCCUGCAGCAGUGGGAUGGUGUGAAGCAGUCCGACAUAGUUGUAGCAGGCACCAUGGGGCUCCUGGGAGGCCCAUGCACUCUCUCAAAGGCCCCACAGGGCCUGCUGCAGUUGUGACUGGAUCCAUUGUCCCACCCACUGCCUUUCCUCUGGAGUUCAGGCCUGGUCCAGUCAUGGGUGAAGUGCGGAGCCAACAAGAUGUGGCGCAUGGAGACUGUGGAAGCGGCCGUAUUGGGUGGUGCCCAGAGGGGGCUUGGGUGAUGCAUGGAGACAGGGGGCAGAGGCAUCAUUAGUAUAGUGCGUGCUGAAGUUGGGCACUCCCGAGUGUGUUAAUGCAGUCUUCUAGCAUAAUCAAUUUAGUGAUAUGGGCAGUUCAACCCUCAAGCUUAUACAUUGGUGGGGGGGUGGUCAUGCUAUACCUGGUUUAAUUAAGAGAAUUUAAUUUCUAAAUGCUUGGAAAUUAAUUCUAAAGAGAAUCACCAAGAUCUCUCUGUGUGUCUAAUUUUACAGCUGAUAUGGGGGAAGAAAGAAUUUGUCUUUUUAAGUAACAAAUUGAAAAGACUGAUGGCCAAGUUUUGUAGCUAUCCAGUAAUGGACGAGAUUGGCAUCCAAUUUAUGUUCCUUGGCUCCGGAUGCAAUCCAAAUAACUUAAAUGUGGUAAGUUGACUCUUUAUUUUGCUAAACAUAUUGGCAAAAUACCAUACGCCAGUCCCCACAACAGCAAUAUAUUUUAUUCUAAUAUUUAAAGAUAAAUUAACCAUGCUUUGGAUUGCAUAUUGAGUAACUAACAUGAUGGAGUUCAAUAGUACAUGCUUCAAGUUAUGCAUGUAUAGCAUUGGAGACCUAAAUGUGUAACUGAGUGACCAUGUCUGUACAUGUUUGAGCCAGAAUGGAGAAGAAUCUUUGUGGAAGAGACCCUGGUAUAUUACAGAAGGGAUAAACUAUAUGGCUUUUGUUGUUUUCUUUAUCUGUUGAUAUCUCACGGGGUAGAAUACUGGUGGCCCUUCAGAUGGUGUCAGAUUCCAACUCCCAUUCAUCUCAGUUUGCCUGUCGAAGGGUCAGGGAUGAGGGCAGUUAAGAGCCUAAGAAGAACCUGCUGGAUCAGGUCAAUGGCCCAGCUAGUCCAGUGCCCUGUUCUCACAGUAGCCAGUCAGAUGGCUAAACCCUCAAGCAGGACGUGAGCUCAAGAGCAACUUGUGUUCAGAAGCUUUAUUGCCUCUGUCUAUGGAGGCAGAACAUGGCGGCAAGUUGCUCUUGUAGUCUAGAGUCAGGGAAUGAUCUGAAGACGAGGACUGUGGGAUGCAGUCUAUGACAGACCAGCUUUUCUCUGAUGGAGAGCUGGAGGCGGAAGAGUCAUUCCCCUUGUCCACAGUGUGUUCAGAAGCAGAGAGAGAGAGAGAAGCUUAGGGAGGACUUACCCAGUUGUGAAAUAAUGACAAGGGAACCAGAAGGGAGGGGACAGCUAGUCAAGACGUCAAUUGAGAGUGUGGGGGACCCCCCCCCCCAUGGACUCGGAGGUCUGAACGUAUCAGAGCAAAGGAGGCAGAGAGGGGGAGGAACUUCUCAUUGGUGCCUUGAAUGCUUUGGAAGUUGGAAGGAGGAUUCAGAGUAGCCAACUGCCCUCCUUGCGGAGAGCUGUAUAUUUGUGCUUGCAACAUGAUGUUGUAAUCAAAGGACUAUAAACCUAUCAACUGCUCAUCAAUUCUUAUCUGUGAAGUUCCCAAAGGGAGGGGAGGACUCUCCAUGCCUGACAUCUAGCAGUGUUUGGAGCUGUACAGAGCAGCCACUCCCUAUACAUCAGAACACAGUGAUCUUGUAACUUUAAUUGUAACAGAUGAAAAAUAGGACAUUGCAACUUAACUUGUUAUUUAUUUGUAAUCUUUAUAGCCCAUCUUUUAAUUUCAAGAAUUUCACAAGAUGGGACUCAAGCAACAAAAAAUAAUAAUGUCUGAACUAUGUGACCCAUAGAUAGCAGCAAAAUAACAAGAUUGUACAAUGGUGAUGGGAUAAAAUCAGACAGCAGCAGACAGGGGAAGGGUUGGCAUGGCAUUGGAUCCCAGGAUAUUCCACAAGCCCCAUGUUGAUAGAAUGGAUCUGCUGCGUUUGGACCGCCCCAAACCUGUUAUAUGAGAGUCAGCCAGUGUGGUUCAGAUUCUUCCUGAGGUGCAAGCUAGGCAAGUAAGGUCUCUCUGGGCGACCAGGGUACAGAUUCCUACUGGGCAGAUACCCCAACACUAAGCUUGUGGGUGCCAUGAUCAAUCACCACCUCAGGUCCCUUAUAGCCCCCCCCUUAUACUGUGUUGUUUCUGCCCAGUGACAUUCAUGCCCUCAUACAAACAACAUUCUUCACCUAACAAAGGAAGGCCAUAAUUUCACAGAGGUAAAGCAAGUGCCAAUCAGGUUGAGUUAUUUAACAUUAUUUCCUUGCCCUCUCAACCAGUGACCCAAAUUGCUCAGUGAAUGCUCUAACCCCAGUGUGGGCAGGCGUGAAGCUUUCAUGGCAAAUUGGCCUUGAGUAUCAUAGGCAGCAGCCUUAUAUAGGCUUUCCACUCUUCUUUGCAAGGGCUCAAGGGACAGUUUUUCCCCAUGAGCCCACUACACAAACAAGAUACUGGGCAAAGUUUUUCCGCAAUCUGUGGGCCACAGCGCUGCUGGGCAAAAGUGUCCUGUGCUUAUUGAUCACGGAAUGAUGCUUAAAAUAGUAUAUAUUUUUUUUUAAAAAAUGCAAAUUGGCAUGAAACUCACGACCACAAUAUCCAUUUCAAUUUCUCAAGGUAUUUGGAUAUUGUAUUGCUCUAAUGCUUGUGAUCUUUUUGCUAGUUCAAUUCUUAAAAACAUUUCCAUACUUAUUUCCCCCCACAGACCCGAAUAGAUACGUAUUUUGGAAUUAUUCCUGAUUAUGGUUCUGUAAAAAACAUAAUCCACUUGGCCCAGGUGAGCUUUAAUGCAUAUUUUUCCUUAUUUCAAAAUUUAGAGGCCAUUUGAUGUUCAAAUGAAUGUUUAAUGUGUGUGAAUAUUUUUUUAAUUUUCAGAAAGUGACAGGAAAGUUACAGUAAAUGAAAAACAAUAUAGCAAUAAAUGGUAUAUGACAAGCUGCCACUCACAGGAGCUUUGUCGCUCUGAGUUACUGCUGGUGUAGUUGCCCAGUUACAUGUGAUAUGCGUCUACAGGUGUAGAAACUGACAAUCAUAAUAUGCCAAUGAAACCAAAAGAAAAUAUUCUUAAAUAGGGUCAUGCAAAAGAAGAAAUAAAGAGAAACUUUUCAAUUUCGUUGCCUAAAGAGUAGUUCUUAAACUUCAAACAUCAAGUGAUUUUUUAUUCAUUAUAUCUGAAGUGAUAGUUAAGUUUUAAUUUGCACAUUGCAGUUUCUCAUUAGCUUACACAGUUUGGCCGUUACUAGGAUAGAGAACAUUAAUUAAGGAUUGAUUUCUUGAAAUGAUUGUAUACGAGUUCCAAUAUCAUUUACUUAUUAAUUUGCAAAGUAUGCAAAAUAUUGGUGAAAACAGAUUGUAUUUGAAAAAAACAGAAAAAUAUAAAAAUGUUUCAAGAUAAAAUAAUAAUAUAUUUUUACAAAACCACACACAAAUUUAUGAAAACAGUCUAGGAAUCUAUUGUAGACUACCUUGAUUGGUUGUAUUCUUUAAGUGUGCAAAGAAAUACACAACAAUAUAGUUUAUUUACAUAUCAAUUGCUCGAAACCUAUAGCAAGAUCUUUGUUGACUGUAUAAUCAUAUUAUACCAUAUAAUACAAUAUUAUUAUUAUUAUCCUUCCUCUUGUAGGAGCCUAGAAUGACUAUCUAUAGCCAUGAAAUACAACCAAUAUAAUCACAGCCAAAAUACAGUAAUCAGAAGAAUAAACGUUCACAUCUAUCUAUUUAAAGAAAAGUUUUCACAAUUUUUGCGGGGAUUAGGGACAGGGUUCUUUGUGCAUGUUAUAAAGAUGCCUGCAUUAAAAAUUUGAAAAUUCUGUGCUUUCCCCUUUAUUUUAUAGGUUUUUAAAUCAAGAGAACUGAAAUAUUUUGACUAUGGCAGUAAGAACAAAGCUAUAUACAAUACGGUAAAGAGUUAAAGAAAAGAAAAGUUUCAGGAGUAAACCAGGCACAAAUUCGGAGACGAUUGGGUGGGGCCUUGUAUGCCUCAUUCCAGCAACUUCUGCAGCCAAGCUGGUGCCAAAUGCAUUGCUCUACUUCCUUUGGACCACAUCAGUGUAGCCGAGAUGGUGGUCUUAUUGUCUGGGCAGCCCAUGACCCCCAUACCCACUGCCCAGGCCUGCGCCUCAAGGAGGUCACUUUGGUGCUGGUAAUGCAGUGGUUGGACUUCACCCCUGGAAACGCACUCCAUUCUCUCCCAAGACAGAUGGAUACCAACACUGUAAACCUAGGUCCCAUCCCUCUCCUGGUAAACCCUUGACGCUUCCCACUAUUCCUUGUGCAGCCAUGCCUGGACACAUGGCUGAGGUCCCGGAUUCCACAGCCCAAAUGAUCACCUAAAGAGCACCAGAUAGCGCUGGCAGUGGCAGACCAACUGGACUCCAGCACCUCGGCCAGCAUGCAUUAUUCCAACGAAGCUGAUGCUGGUACCCACAGCAUUUUCCCUUGCUUAUUAAAUUUAUAAGAUUCUAUAGUCAGGGAUGACCACCCUGGCAUUUAUGUGGUUAGAGAUCUUCUUUUCUUUUCUUUUACUUUGAAAUCAUAUUAUCCUUUUCUUACAUCAGAAUGUUGAUUAUUCCCAAGGAGAUGUGUUUAACCUCAGAGCAGCGGAAGCAAACUCAGUUUUAUUCCUAUAGUCAUGGUGGUGCUAUGCUUGAAAUGCUUUAAAAAUAUAUAGCUGCACAUGUUCAGCAUGUGUGUGUUUGUGUAUGUAUAUAUAUAGUUUCAAAACUGUUAUCUUGUUUGUAGAAGCAUGAAUGUAGAAGCAGCUGUGAAGCCAUGCAAUGACAGUAGGAAAGAGAUAUUCUGAGAACUUCAAAACUGAAGUCAUAUGGGCAGCUUUCUAAAGCCUGCUCACUGCUACCUGAAAGAUGAUUAAGUCCAGAGCCUAAAUGUGCCAAGCUGAACCAUUGCUCACUUUAGCAGACAUGCACAUUAAUCCUGAUACACAUCCUCAAUGCCAUUGUACAUCCCACAAUGUUGGUAUAUCCUAUGCUCAAUCCAGUCAAGCAGUUGUCCUACACAUAAAUCAAGAAUGCACAGUAAACAAUUAAUACGUGACAGAUUCAUUAAUACAGUGGAGAAGGAAAUCUGAUACUAAUGCUCAAGGAAGCAUUUUCCAGAAACAUAGGUCACACAUCCCAGAGUUUUGAUGGCCCUGCAUAUGAACCAUCAGACGGCUAAGAAAACAGGUAAAAUCUAAGAUUGGCAGAUGAAGACCGUUUUAAUCAUUCUGAUAUUUUCAUCCACAGACCACUCCUCCAUUCUAUCAAAUCGAAGACAUUGUUGUGCCAACUGCUGUGUGGUAUGGUGGACAUGAUAUUGUAAUAAACAGAAAGGACAUCCAGCUGUUGCUUCCUCGAAUCUCUAAUUUAGUUUUCCAUAAGUAUAUUCCUGAAUGGCAACAUGGCGAUUUUUUAUGGGGUCUGGAUCCUCCAAAGAAACUAUACCCUGAUAUAUUCUAUCUUAUGCAUAAGUACAAAUAA